Arabis nemorensis is the source of this 255-nucleotide messenger RNA. The record is from the annotation of a GenBank genome assembly. NCBI's taxonomy places the organism in Eukaryota, Viridiplantae, Streptophyta, Magnoliopsida, Brassicales, Brassicaceae.
AUGUUGGCCGUUUUCUUUAUCAUGUACAUACAACAGAACUUGCUGGAGCAAUUGGGUUUGUAUAUUUUUCAGGUCACUGAGGAAAUUUUGCUAACCAAUCAGUGGUUUUGCUCAAGCACGAAGGAUCUGUUUUCACUGGUUGUAUCAUUGUGGCAGCUUACUCAGCUUGAAUAUUUCAAUGGACAAAGACUUCAAAUUUGGCUCACACCAGCGUGGACUUGGACUUCUGAGUCAAGACUUGACCGGAAGCACUAA